AUGACACUGGUUGGACUAUCAGUCGUCGGACUAUGCGUUGCUAUUGUGCAAGCAAAAGUGAAGCUGGUAUUCGACAGAAUGUUAAGAAGUAUUGAUGCACAGUACAGAAUUCGUCAAGUUGAUCCACACGUGGCUACAAUGAGUAUUGUAGAAGAUGAAGAAGAAGGAGUCAAACGAUUGAUUCAAUCUCAGUCACUGGAGGAUCGAAUCAUCUUCCUUUUUGUUGAUGAACAUAAAAAGACGAUGUUGAAGGAGAGAUGGAAGCAGAAAAGUUCGAUGGUCAAUAGAAUAACCCAAACCUAUCCGUCCAAAGCUGACAAAUAUGUACAAACAGGUCAGAGAGUAUACGAUCAACGUCUUGAAGGAUCAGAUGAAGAUCAAAGUGAUGAAGAUGAAGAAGAUGUUGAAUACGAUGAAUUGGGAAAUAAAAUCAUUCCUCCACCUGUUCGAAGAUACAUUUAUACUGUUUUUGAUUAG
Molecule: messenger RNA, 477 nt
Organism: Caenorhabditis remanei
Lineage: Eukaryota; Metazoa; Nematoda; Chromadorea; Rhabditida; Rhabditidae
Exons: 2
Coding region: 1-477 (158 amino acids)
Source: RefSeq, a predicted model, not a curated record